Molecule: messenger RNA, 2201 nt
Organism: Amaranthus tricolor (Joseph's coat)
Lineage: Eukaryota; Viridiplantae; Streptophyta; Magnoliopsida; Caryophyllales; Amaranthaceae
Product: DEAD-box ATP-dependent RNA helicase 39
Exons: 9
Coding region: 62-1984 (640 amino acids)
Molecular function (GO): nucleic acid binding; ATP binding; RNA helicase activity
Source: RefSeq, a predicted model, not a curated record
AGCUUAAUUCAGCAGCUUUAAAAAAUCUGGAUUUUACACAAUCCGCAGAGAAGGAAAGGCAAUGGGAGGAACAGGGAGAAGCUUACUCACUCUAUCCAUCUCCUCCAAUAUCAUCUCUCAUUCUCUUUUCUCAUCAUAUAAACACUGCUCAUAUCCCAAAUUGGUUUUUCCUCUUAGGGUUUUACAAGGGUUUAGGCCAUUGUGCUCUUCAAUCACUACUGUUGAAUCAGAACAAGUCUUAAACCCUACUAGAGAAGCGUUUCUUGAAAAAUUGAGGCUUAGACACCUCAAAGAUGGUCCUAAAAUAUCAGAACUUAAAAACCCACCUUCUAAAUCAGCUUCAAGAUCCGUUGGUAAUGGUGAAAUUGGAGAGGGUUCUAACAAAAGAUUAAAGAAAACUGAUGUUUCAAAUUUUAGUGAGUUGGGUUUGAGUGAAGAGGUAAUGGGUGCUUUGGAAGAACUGGGUAUUUCAGUUCCUACUGAAAUUCAGUGCAUUGGUAUACCUGCUGUUCUUGAGGGAAAAAGUGUAGUUUUAGGUUCUCAUACUGGGUCUGGCAAGACUUUAGCUUAUAUGUUACCAAUAGUUCAGCUUUUGAGAAGGGAUGAAGAUGUCUCAGGCAUCCUAAUGAAGCCCAGGCGUCCACGAGCUGUUAUCCUUUGCCCUACCAGGGAGCUUUCGGAACAAGUAUUUCAGGUGGCAAAAUCCAUUAGUCAUCAUGCACGGUUUAGAUCUAUCAUGGUUAGUGGUGGAGGUCGAUUAAGACCCCAAGAAGACUUGCUUAAUCUUCCCAUGGAUAUGGUAGUUGGAACCCCAGGGCGCGUUUUACAACAUAUUGAGGAUGGGAACAUGGUCUAUGGUGAUAUUAAAUACGUGGUGUUGGAUGAGGCAGACACAAUGUUUGAUCAUGGCUUCGGUCCUGACAUUCGUAAGUUUUUAGGCCCACUCAAGAACCGUGCUUCUAAACCUAAUGAUCCUGGGUUUCAACUUGUCAUGGUUGCUGCAACAAUGACAAAGGCAAUUCAAAAUCUGAUUGAUGAGGAGUUCCAAGGCAUUGCACAUUUGCGCACGUCCACUCUACAUAAAAAGGUUGCAUCUGCCCGCCAUGAUUUUUUAAGACUUUCAGGAGCUGAAAACAAGCUGGAAGUAUUACUACAGGUUCUUGAACCUAGCUUGUCAAAAGGAAACAAGGCCAUGGUCUUUUGUAAUACUUUGGACUCAAGUCGUGCUGUUGAUCACUAUCUCCGUGAAAAUCAAAUCUACACAGUCAAUUACCAUGGAGAAGUUCCAGCUGAGCAAAGGGUUGAGAACCUCAAGAAGUUCAAAGAUGAAGAUGGUGACUGUCCUACUUUGGUCUGCACUGAUCUAGCUGCUAGGGGACUGAACUUGGAUGUGGACCAUGUUAUCAUGUUUGAUUUUCCCAAGAAUUCAGUUGAUUAUCUCCAUCGCACUGGCAGAACUGCACGUAUGGGUGCAAAAGGGAAAGUGACUAGUUUGGUUGCCAAGAAGGAUGUGUUGUUGGCCACCCGAAUUGAGGAGGCUAUCAAGAAAAAUGAGAGCUUGGAGUCUCUUAGUGUAGAUGGCGUAAGGAGGGAUAUAGCAAGGACCCGUAUAAGUCAACAGCAAGGAAGUAAUAUGAAAAUCUUUAGGACUUCUAGUUCUAAAACCAGUGGUCGAUCUACUUCAGAAAAGUCCUCAGGCGUGCCGAGAAAAAGCAGUGGCAGAUCUACUUCACAAAAAUCCACCGGUAUGCUAGCUAAAGUGGCAGCAACUCGGCCUUCUACAAGGAAAAGUUCCAGUGGUAAACCUGGAAAACCAAUUACUCAAUCAAAAGGAAAAUCUGGAAAACCUGCCAGUCAGUUUAAACCUACAAAGAAGGUCGUCAAGGGAUCAAAGUUUACAAGCUCCAGUUCCUCGAAGAAACCUAUAAAAAUAAGUGUUGUUGGGUUCCGAGGGCGAAGUUCAUCUCCUAGUGAAAAAAAUUAACAUAAAUGUCGGUGAAGUGUUCUUUUCGAGGCUGUGGGAAUUAUAUGUAAAUUUGAAAGAAUUUUUGUCAGAUAAAUCGAGUAUUACAUUUUUUUUUUACUUUAGCAUAGCAGUUUGAUAUAAAAUUUAAUGUUCUAAGGCUCACUUUUUGCAUUGUUGAUGUAACAUACAAAUUAAUAUUGGCUAUGAGUAAAAUUAAAAGAAAUUUCAGGAUAAA